GCAGUCUCAUCGCCUUACUAGUCCGCUCAUCUCCCCGGUUUAGCCGCCCACCCUCCAGAUGAGUUCUCUCACUCUUUCCACCCAGCGGCACCAUGUCAAUCCAUAACAUCACCCCGUCAUUUCUGCCAGAAAGAACAUCUUCACAUCGACAAGUUCCAGACUAAAUGUCUUCCUCCGUCUGCCAUGGCAUGCACAACGGCAUAAUCCAGAACGUGAAAGCGGAUCUGCCAUGCGGGGUCACGAAUGCCACACAUCCCCACGUAACCUGCUGCGUGAACGGCGACUACUGCCUCAGCAACUCCAUCUGUGUCAACACCCACCAAAACAGCGGUGAUUAUUAUUAUGCUGCCGACUGCACAGACGAGACAUUGGCCGAUCCCGUCUGUGGGACGCGCUGUGGAGGUCGCAACAACGCGCGCAUCACAUACACCAAGGAAGGAUACUGGGCAUGCUGCGAGGACGCAUCGGGCACAGUGGACUGCUCCAACCCCUCCGAGGAGAAGUUCCCCGGCCCAGCGCCUUCGCAGCUCGCGACCAUCCAGUAUCUCCCCUUCACAGCAUCGGGCACCCCGACGUACGCGGUCGCAUCAGCCACCAGCUCCCCCCACUCAUCGACACAACCACACACAACUAGCUCGACGGGUAUUGGGGCAGGUGCUGCCGCUGGGAUCGGGGUGGGGUCAGCUGCCGGGGUGAUUGCGGUCGCUGCCGUCAUCGCGUUUAUGUGCUUUCGCAGGCGAAAGUCCUCCCCGGACGGUGUGCAUGGCUACCACGGGAUAAGUGAGACGGUUUGGAGACAGCAGCCGAGUGAGAUGCAGGCGCAGCAGCCCAUUUAUGAGCUGGAUAGGGAUGUUCGUCAUGUGGAACUGGAGGCGCAGCCGAAAGCGGUAUAAUACAUUUGGACUGUACAGGGGUUGAACCUUGAAAAGGGGAUGUGUUUCUCAAUUUAUAUAUGAAUCACUGGCGUUCAUGGGAAUGUGGUAUAUUAUAGGCUUGUUGAAUAAACCAAUCCAAGUCAGCCACUGGGAGAUAGUAAAGGGGAUAAACUCUUUAAACCCGAUGAGCGCCUUGGACUACAAAAGCAGGAU
Molecule: messenger RNA, 1088 nt
Organism: Aspergillus homomorphus CBS 101889
Lineage: Eukaryota; Fungi; Ascomycota; Eurotiomycetes; Eurotiales; Aspergillaceae
Exons: 2
Coding region: 165-893 (242 amino acids)
Source: RefSeq, a predicted model, not a curated record